Messenger RNA from Suillus fuscotomentosus, 405 nucleotides. RefSeq lists its product as uncharacterized. The coding region runs from base 1 to 405 and encodes 134 amino acids. The record is from RefSeq and is a predicted model, not a curated record. NCBI's taxonomy places the organism in Eukaryota, Fungi, Basidiomycota, Agaricomycetes, Boletales, Suillaceae. The transcript is spliced from 3 exons.
AUGGUUAUCUCAGUCUACAAGCGUACAGUGUCCCCAGCCAUAGGCGACAAAACCGCUACCAGUAAAAAUGGAAAUAUUAUUGUCAAAAGGCCAAAGCUCGAUGAGCCUAUGUAUCCACUUCCUCUGCCAUUUCGCCAAACGCCCAGCCCUGUCAUGGUUAGUCAGUCCUACUUGCAAAAACUAAUUACGGAGCGUUGGGAGGCGGAAUUGAAGAAUUGCGAGCAUGCAAAAAAGUUGCAGCUCUUGGAAAUGGUGCCGGGUCCAGCUCUUACCUUACUGCAAGCAAACUUGCAAAGACUCAUUGUAGAGCGCUGGGAGGCAGAAGUGAGGCGCUGUGAGGAGGCCAAACGGGCGCAACUGUUCAAAUUAGUGCUUGCUGCCCAUGGUAUAUCGAGACUAGUGUAG